Molecule: messenger RNA, 2849 nt
Organism: Talpa occidentalis (Iberian mole)
Lineage: Eukaryota; Metazoa; Chordata; Mammalia; Eulipotyphla; Talpidae
Gene: ITIH3
Product: inter-alpha-trypsin inhibitor heavy chain 3
Exons: 20
Coding region: 52-2730 (892 amino acids)
Biological process (GO): hyaluronan metabolic process
Molecular function (GO): serine-type endopeptidase inhibitor activity
Source: RefSeq, a predicted model, not a curated record
ACAGCAGGCUCAGUCAUAUAAGGAGUGCAGUCUUGGCUUGCGUGCUCAGCAAUGGCAUUUGCCAGGUGGCCUCACCUCCUUCUGGCCCUGCUCUCCUGCUUGGUGGUCUCUGGCAUCCCAAGAAGCCCUUCCUGGCCAUUAGUGAAACGGAGCCUCCCAGAAGGGGUGGUUAAUGGCAUCGAGAUCUAUAGUACCAAGAUCAGCAGCAAGGUCACCUCCCGCUUUGCUCACAAUGUGGUCACCACACGGGCUGUCAACCGAGCAGACACAGCCAAGGAGGUCUCCUUUGACGUGGAGCUGCCCAAGACCGCCUUCAUCACCAACUUCACCUUGACCAUCGAUGGUGUUACCUACCCUGGGAACAUCAAAGAGAAAGAAGUCGCCAAGAAGCAGUAUGAAAAGGCCGUGUCUCAGGGCAAGACAGCUGGCUUGGUAAAGGCCUCUGGGAGAAAGCUGGAGAAAUUCACCGUCUCGGUCAAUGUGGCUGCAGGCAGCAAAGUCACCUUUGAGCUAACCUACGAGGAGCUGCUGAAGAGACACAAGGGCAAGUACGAGAUGUACCUCAAGAUCAAGCCCAAGCAACUGGUCAGGCACUUUGAGAUCCAUGCAGACAUCUUCGAGCCCCAGGGCAUCAGCAUGCUGGACGCUAAGGCUUCAUUCAUCACCAAUGACCUCCUGGCCAGUGCCCUCACCAAGUCCUUCUCAGGGAAAAAGGGCCAUGUAUCCUUCAAGCCCAGCUUGGAUCAACAGCGUUCAUGCCCAAACUGUACAGACUCCCUCCUUGACGGAGAUUUAACCAUCUCCUAUGAUGUGAACAGAGAGUCUCCAGCUAACUUGCAGAUCGUCAAUGGCUAUUUUGUGCAUUUCUUUGCACCUAAAGACCUUCCAGUGGUGCCUAAGAAUGUGGUCUUCGUGAUUGAUGUCAGUGGCUCCAUGCUAGGUCGGAAAUUAAGUCAGACAAAGGAUGCCCUCCUCAGAAUCCUAGAGGACAUGAAGCCAGAAGACUACCUGAAUUUCAUACUGUUCAGUACUGAUGUGACCACAUGGAAAGACAAAUUAAUUCAAGCCACCCCUGAGAACAUCCAGGAAGCCAAGGAGUUUGUGAAGAGUAUUAGGGCUUUAAUGUUAACCAACAUCCAUGACGGGAUGAUGACAGGCAUCAACAUGCUGAAGAAGGCCCAGGAGGAGAAUCUGGUCCCACAGAGGAGCACCUCCGUCCUCAUCAUGCUGACUGACGGGGACGCGAAUGUUGGUGUAAGUAACCCAGAAGAAAUCCAAGAGAAAGUGCGGAAGGCCAUUGGGGGCAAGUUCCCCUUAUAUAACCUGGGUUUUGGCUACAGCAUGAAUUAUAAUUUUCUGGAGAAUAUGGCCCUGGAAAACAAUGGAUUUGCCCGGCGCAUUUAUGAGGAUUCUGAUGCCGAUUUGCAGUUGCAGGGUUUCUAUGAGGAGAUAGCCAACCCAUUGCUGACGGACGUGGAGAUGGAGUACCCUACCAACGCCAUUAUGGACCUCACCAAGAACACUUACCAGCACUUCUAUGAUGGCUCCGAGAUUGUGGUGGCUGGGCAACUGGUGGACAAGGACCUGAGCCAUUUCAAGGCAGAUGUGAAGGGUCAUGGGGCUGUCAAUGAUCUGACCUUCACAGAAGAGGUAGACAUGAAGGAGAUGGAGAAGGCCCUGAAGGAACAGGACUACAUUUUUGGGGACUACAUUGAGCGGCUCUGGGCCUACCUCACCAUUGAGCAGCUGCUAGAUAAACGCAAGAACGCCCAUGGUGAGGAGAAGGAGAACCUCACAGCCCAGGCCCUGGACCUGUCCCUCAAGUACCACUUUGUGACUCCACUGACCUCCAUGGUGGUGACUAAGCCUGAGGACAAUGAGGACCAGACAUCCAUCGCUGACAAGCCUGGUGAAGGUGCGUGUUGUCCAGACUCGACCUUCUCUCCCUUUGCAUCCACAGUCAGCUACCACAGACCUCAAACACCCUAUUACUAUGUGGAUGGGGACCCCCACUUCAUCAUCCAAGUCCCAGAGAAAGAUGAUGCCCUCUGCUUCAACAUCGAUGAAGACCCAGGCACAGUGCUGCGCCUCAUUCAGGACCCUGUCACAGGCCUCACAGUUAAUGGGCAGAUCAUUGGUGACAAGACAGGCAGUCCUCACUCUAAUACCACAAAGACUUACUUUGGCAAACUGGGCAUUGCCAAUGCUCACAUGGACUCCCGGAUUGAGGUGACGCCAGAGAAGAUCACCCUGUGGAAUGGGGCUGUACGGAGCACCUUCAGCUGGCUUGACACAGUCACGAUCUCGCAGGAUGGGCUGUCCGUGACCAUCAACAGGAAAAAGAACAUGGUGAUCUCCUUUGGAGAUGGGGUUACCUUUGUGGUCGUCCUGCACCAGGUGUGGAAGAAACAUCCUUUCCACCAGGACUACCUGGGCUUCUAUGUGGUUAACAGUCGCCAGAUGUCGGCACAGACACACGGGCUGCUGGGACAAUUCUUCCACCCCAUUGACUUUAAAGUGUCUGACAUACACUUGGGUUCUGACCCCACAAAGCCACAAGCCACAAUGACAGUGAAGAACCAGCAGCUGAAGGUCACCAGGGGCUCCCAGAAAGACUACAGGAAGGAUGUCAGCGUUGGCACGAAGGUUGCAUGCUGGUUUGUCCACAACAAUGGGCAGGGGCUGAUUGAUGGUGUUCACAGUGACUACAUUGUCCCCGACCUGUUCUGAGUAGGCGCAAGCCCUCCCCUGCUGAGACGGCUGGCCCAGCUUGCCUGGCAUCUGGAACAGGGGAACAGAGUGGGGCCUAAGGGAGGGCCAUGGCAAUAAAACCUGAGGCGGAAGCCAGA